Diorhabda sublineata is the source of this 7467-nucleotide messenger RNA. RefSeq names its product pre-mRNA-processing-splicing factor 8 (gene Prp8). Lineage: Eukaryota; Metazoa; Arthropoda; Insecta; Coleoptera; Chrysomelidae. Gene Ontology annotation, molecular function: U5 snRNA binding; U2 snRNA binding; U6 snRNA binding. Gene Ontology annotation, biological process: mRNA splicing, via spliceosome; spliceosomal tri-snRNP complex assembly. Gene Ontology annotation, cellular component: catalytic step 2 spliceosome; U5 snRNP. The transcript is spliced from 25 exons. The record is from RefSeq and is a predicted model, not a curated record. Bases 136 to 7230 code for a protein of 2364 amino acids.
GCAUCUUAAUUAGAAUGUUUUAUGUGUUCGUUGUGUAUACGUUCUGAUAGCAUUUAAUAAUUAAAUAGUGUGUUUGAAUUAAUAUACAUCUAUAAAAUAUUACUACACAUGUAAAGACAAACACAAAAAGUUACAAUGUCUUUACCACCGUAUUUGUUGGGCCCCAAUCCGUGGGCUACAAUGAUGGCCCAGCAGCAUUUAGCGGCGGCACAUGCACAAGCUCAAGCCGCUGCUGCUCAAGCACAUGCUCACGCUUUACAACAACAAAUUCCACCACCUCAUCCAAAGUCAGAUGUUAUAACAGAAGAUAAAUUACAGGAAAAAGCCCAAAAAUGGCAUCAACUACAGUCCAAAAGGUUUGCCGAUAAGAGAAAAUUAGGGUUUGUCGAAGCACAGAAAGAAGAUAUGCCUCCUGAACAUAUUAGAAAAAUUAUUAGAGAUCAUGGAGAUAUGAGCAGUCGUAAAUACAGACAUGAUAAACGAGUUUACUUAGGAGCUUUAAAAUAUAUGCCGCAUGCAGUUAUGAAGCUCCUUGAAAACAUGCCUAUGCCUUGGGAACAGAUACGAGAUGUUAAAGUUUUGUACCAUAUCACUGGUGCUAUAACUUUUGUAAAUGAAAUUCCAUGGGUUAUUGAGCCAGUAUAUAUUGCUCAAUGGGGUACUAUUUGGAUUAUGAUGAGGAGAGAAAAAAGAGAUAGGAGACAUUUCAAAAGAAUGCGGUUUCCACCUUUUGAUGAUGAAGAACCACCUCUAGACUAUGCAGACAACGUUUUAGAUGUAGAACCUUUGGAAGCAAUCCAAAUUGAAUUAGAUGCCGAUGAGGAUUCAGCUAUAGCGAAAUGGUUUUACGAUCAUAAACCAUUAGUAGGAACAAAAUAUGUAAACGGAGCAACUUAUAGAAAAUGGAAUCUUUCUUUACCCAUAAUGGCUACUUUAUACCGUUUAGCCAAUCAAUUGUUGACUGAUUUGGUGGAUAAUAAUUAUUUUUAUCUAUUCGAUACUAAAAGUUUCUUUACUGCGAAAGCUCUUAACAUGGCAAUUCCUGGUGGGCCUAAGUUUGAACCUCUUAUCAAGGAUAUGAAUCCUGCUGAUGAAGAUUGGAAUGAAUUUAAUGAUAUUAAUAAAAUUAUCAUUAGACAGCCAAUUAGAACGGAAUACAGAAUAGCUUUUCCAUAUCUUUAUAACAAUAUGCCCCAUUUUGUUCACUUGUCUUGGUAUCAUGCUCCUAAUGUUGUCUAUAUAAAAACUGAAGAUCCUGAUUUACCAGCUUUCUAUUUCGAUCCCCUAAUUAACCCCAUAUCACAUAGACAUGCCGUUAAAAGUUUAGAACCUUUGCCAGAUGACGACGAAGAAUAUAUUCUACCAGAAAGCGUUCAACCUUUUUUACAAGAAACUCCUUUAUACACUGACAACACUGCAAAUGGUAUCGCGUUAUUAUGGGCACCAAGACCAUUUAACAUGAGAUCAGGUCGUUGUAGACGAGCCAUUGACGUACCUCUAGUGAAACCUUGGUACAUGGAACACUGUCCUCCGGGACAACCGGUGAAAGUGAGAGUUAGUUACCAGAAGUUAUUGAAGUACUACGUACUAAAUGCUCUUAAGCAUCGACCACCCAAGGCGCAGAAGAAGAGAUACCUCUUUAGAUCAUUCAAAUCUACCAAAUUUUUCCAGACUACCACAUUAGAUUGGGUCGAAUCUGGAUUACAAGUCUGUAGACAAGGUUAUAACAUGUUGAAUUUAUUAAUACACAGAAAGAAUUUGAAUUAUCUUCAUUUGGAUUAUAAUUUCAAUUUGAAACCCGUCAAAACUUUGACAACGAAGGAGAGAAAAAAAUCCAGAUUUGGAAAUGCUUUCCAUUUAUGUAGAGAAAUAUUAAGAUUGACAAAACUUAUUAUCGAUUCUCAUGUACAAUACCGUUUGAAUAAUGUGGACGCCUUCCAAUUGGCAGACGGUUUGCAGUAUAUAUUUGCUCACGUUGGGCAAUUGACUGGCAUGUACAGAUAUAAAUACAAACUUAUGAGACAAAUCAGAAUGUGUAAAGAUUUGAAACAUCUUAUUUAUUACAGAUUUAAUACCGGACCUGUUGGUAAAGGACCCGGUUGCGGUUUUUGGGCACCUGGUUGGAGAGUCUGGCUCUUUUUUAUGAGAGGAAUAACGCCUUUAUUAGAAAGAUGGUUGGGGAAUCUCUUGUCCCGACAAUUCGAAGGACGACAUUCCAAGGGAGUUGCUAAAACAGUAACCAAACAAAGAGUUGAAUCGCAUUUCGAUUUGGAAUUGAGAGCUUCCGUAAUGCACGAUAUAGUUGACAUGAUGCCAGAAGGUAUAAAACAGAACAAAGCCCGAACCAUUCUUCAACAUUUAUCGGAAGCUUGGAGAUGUUGGAAGGCGAAUAUACCGUGGAAAGUACCAGGACUUCCUAUACCUAUCGAAAACAUGAUUUUACGUUAUGUAAAGAUGAAAGCGGAUUGGUGGACAAAUACAGCUCACUACAAUCGCGAAAGAAUCCGUAGAGGUGCCACUGUCGAUAAAACAGUAUGCAAAAAAAAUCUCGGGCGUCUUACUCGAUUAUAUUUGAAAGCGGAACAAGAAAGACAGCAUAAUUAUUUGAAAGAUGGUCCGUACAUAUCACCGGAAGAAGCGGUCGCAAUUUAUACUACAACAGUACAUUGGUUGGAAUCUAGAAGAUUUGCCCCUAUACCUUUCCCGCCCCUUUCUUACAAACACGAUACAAAAUUACUCAUUUUAGCUUUGGAAAGACUAAAAGAAGCCUACAGUGUAAAAUCACGUUUGAAUCAGAGUCAAAGAGAGGAAUUAGGAUUGAUAGAACAAGCGUACGAUAAUCCUCACGAAGCUCUAUCGAGAAUUAAGCGUCAUCUUCUAACCCAAAGAGCUUUCAAAGAAGUGGGAAUCGAAUUUAUGGAUUUGUAUAGUCAUUUAAUUCCGGUUUACGACGUGGAACCUUUAGAGAAGAUCACAGAUGCUUAUUUAGAUCAAUAUCUAUGGUAUGAAGCAGAUAAGAGACGGUUGUUUCCGCCUUGGAUAAAACCUGCGGAUACUGAACCUCCGCCGUUAUUAGUUUACAAAUGGUGUCAAGGUAUCAACAAUCUUCAAGACGUAUGGGACGUUAAUGAAGGAGAAUGCAACGUCUUGUUGGAAUCCAAAUUCGAAAAACUCUAUGAAAAGAUCGAUUUGACUCUAUUAAAUAGAUUAUUGAGACUGAUCGUCGAUCAUAACAUUGCCGAUUAUAUGACGGCUAAAAAUAACGUCGUUAUCAAUUAUAAAGAUAUGAAUCAUACCAACAGUUAUGGAAUAAUAAGGGGAUUACAGUUUGCUUCUUUUAUUACACAGUAUUACGGUUUAGUUUUGGAUUUACUUGUCUUGGGGUUGCAAAGGGCCAGCGAAAUGGCAGGACCGCCGCAGAUGCCUAACGAUUUUUUGACGUUUCAAGAUGUACAAUCCGAAACUUGUCAUCCAAUUCGAUUAUAUUGCCGAUAUGUCGAUAGAAUUCACAUGUUUUUCAGAUUCUCUGCCGAGGAGGCAAAAGAUUUAAUUCAAAGAUAUUUAACUGAACAUCCGGAUCCUAAUAAUGAGAAUAUUGUUGGAUAUAAUAACAAGAAAUGUUGGCCCAGGGAUGCAAGAAUGCGACUCAUGAAGCACGACGUUAACCUGGGAAGAGCAGUAUUUUGGGAUAUCAAAAACAGAUUACCUAGAUCCGUAACGACCAUUCAAUGGGAGAACAGUUUUGUUAGUGUAUAUUCCAAAGAUAAUCCAAAUUUGUUAUUCAACAUGUCAGGAUUCGAAUGUAGAAUUCUUCCAAAGUGUCGUACUCAACAUGAAGAAUUCACUCACAGAGACGGUGUAUGGAAUCUUCAACAUGAAGGAAGCAAAGAAAGAACUGCACAAUGCUUUUUAAGGGUAGACGACGAAUCUAUGAGUCGCUUCCACAAUAGAGUACGACAAAUUCUCAUGGCAUCUGGUUCUACUACAUUUACCAAGAUUGUAAACAAAUGGAAUACAGCUCUAAUAGGCCUAAUGACAUAUUUCCGAGAAGCCGUCGUAAAUACCCAAGAACUUCUGGAUUUAUUGGUAAAAUGCGAAAACAAAAUCCAAACGCGUAUCAAAAUAGGUCUGAAUUCGAAAAUGCCAAGCAGAUUUCCGCCGGUCGUCUUUUAUACGCCGAAAGAAUUGGGAGGACUCGGUAUGUUGUCCAUGGGUCACGUUUUAAUCCCGCAAUCAGAUUUGAGAUGGUCCAAACAAACCGACGUAGGCAUCACCCAUUUCCGAUCGGGUAUUAGUCACGACGAAGAUCAACUAAUUCCUAAUUUGUAUAGAUAUAUCCAACCAUGGGAAUCGGAGUUUAUCGAUUCCCAGAGAGUGUGGGCGGAGUACGCUCUUAAAAGACAGGAAGCGAACGCGCAAAAUAGAAGAUUGACUUUGGAAGAUUUGGAAGAUUCUUGGGAUAGAGGAAUACCGAGGAUAAAUACGCUUUUCCAGAAAGACAGGCACACUUUGGCGUAUGACAAAGGAUGGAGAAUCAGAACGGAAUUUAAACAAUAUCAGGUAUUAAAACAAAAUCCUUUCUGGUGGACUCACCAGAGACACGAUGGUAAAUUAUGGAAUCUUAACAACUAUCGUACGGAUAUGAUUCAAGCGCUCGGUGGUGUUGAAGGUAUUUUAGAACAUACUUUGUUCAAAGGUACUUAUUUCCCAACAUGGGAAGGUCUUUUCUGGGAAAAAGCAUCAGGUUUUGAAGAAUCGAUGAAAUACAAAAAACUUACCAACGCGCAAAGAUCUGGUUUGAAUCAAAUCCCCAACCGUAGAUUUACUUUAUGGUGGUCGCCUACAAUUAACAGAGCUAAUGUGUAUGUCGGUUUCCAAGUACAAUUAGAUCUGACCGGCAUAUUUAUGCACGGUAAAAUUCCUACAUUGAAAAUUUCGUUAAUCCAGAUUUUCCGGGCUCACUUGUGGCAAAAAGUUCACGAAUCUAUUGUAAUGGAUUUAUGUCAGGUAUUCGAUCAAGAAUUGGAUGCUUUGGAAAUUGAAACUGUCCAAAAGGAAACAAUACAUCCUAGAAAAUCAUACAAAAUGAAUUCAUCUUGUGCCGACAUUUUAUUGUUUUCCGCUUAUAAAUGGAAUGUUUCCAGGCCGUCAUUGUUGGCCGAUACAAAGGACACCAUGGACAAUACGACCACCCAAAAAUACUGGAUAGAUGUACAAUUAAGAUGGGGUGAUUAUGAUUCUCAUGAUGUAGAACGUUAUGCCCGGGCUAAAUUUUUAGAUUACACCACAGACAACAUGUCAAUAUACCCAUCUCCCACGGGAGUUUUAAUAGCUAUCGACUUGGCAUACAACCUUCAUAGUGCAUAUGGUAAUUGGUUCCCAGGUUGUAAACCAUUAAUCCAACAAGCUAUGGCGAAAAUAAUGAAAGCCAAUCCCGCUUUGUAUGUACUUCGAGAACGUAUACGUAAGGCUUUACAACUGUACUCCAGUGAACCUACCGAACCUUAUCUAUCGAGUCAAAACUACGGUGAAUUAUUCUCUAAUCAAAUAAUUUGGUUCGUCGACGAUACUAACGUAUACAGAGUAACGAUUCAUAAAACUUUCGAAGGAAAUCUUACCACGAAACCAAUUAAUGGAGCUAUAUUUAUUUUCAAUCCAAGAACUGGACAAUUGUUCUUGAAAAUCAUUCAUACGUCGGUAUGGGCCGGACAAAAACGUUUAGGACAGUUAGCUAAAUGGAAAACUGCCGAAGAAGUAGCAGCUCUUAUCCGAUCUCUUCCAGUCGAAGAACAACCUAAACAAAUUAUAGUAACAAGAAAAGGAAUGUUGGAUCCGCUCGAGGUUCACUUACUCGACUUUCCUAAUAUAGUCAUCAAAGGUUCCGAAUUGCAGCUGCCUUUCCAGGCUUGUCUUAAAAUUGAAAAAUUCGGAGAUUUGAUUUUGAAAGCUACAGAACCCCAGAUGGUACUAUUCAAUCUGUACGAUGAUUGGUUGAAGACUAUAUCUUCGUAUACAGCUUUCUCGAGACUUAUUUUAAUAUUAAGGGCUUUACAUGUUAAUACCGAAAGAACUAAAGUUAUAUUAAAACCAGACAAAACUACAAUAACAGAACCUCAUCAUAUUUGGCCGACAUUAUCUGAUGAUGAAUGGAUAAAGGUUGAAGUACAACUUAAAGAUUUAAUUCUUGCUGAUUAUGGAAAGAAAAACAAUGUGAAUGUGGCGUCUCUAACGCAAUCGGAAAUUCGUGAUAUUAUCCUCGGUAUGGAGAUCAGUGCUCCAUCGGCACAAAGACAACAAAUUGCCGAGAUCGAAAAACAGACCAAAGAACAGUCGCAACUUACCGCUACAACUACAAGAACAGUGAACAAACACGGUGACGAAAUUAUCACUAGUACCACCAGCAACUAUGAAACUCAAACAUUUAGCUCGAAGACCGAAUGGAGAGUUAGAGCUAUUUCCGCGACGAAUUUACACCUUAGAACUAAUCAUAUUUAUGUCAGUUCUGAUGAUAUCAAAGAAACUGGUUAUACCUAUAUAUUACCAAAGAAUGUUCUCAAGAAGUUUGUCACUAUUUCUGAUUUGAGGGCUCAGAUAUGUGCAUUUUUAUACGGAGUAAGUCCUCCUGAUAAUCCCCAAGUAAAAGAACUGCGUUGUUUGGUGUUACCACCACAAUGGGGUACCCAUCAAACUGUACAUAUACCGAAUACUCCACCAAAUCAUCCGUUCCUUAAAGACAUGGAACCGUUAGGAUGGAUCCAUACUCAACCUAAUGAAUUGCCACAAUUAUCUCCUCAAGAUAUCACAACCCACGCUAAAUUGAUGUCCGACAAUCCAGCAUGGGAUGGAGAGAAGACCAUUAUAAUUACUUGUUCUUUUACACCAGGAUCUUGCUCACUGACCGCUUAUAAAUUGACACCGUCCGGUUUUGAAUGGGGAAGACAAAAUACUGACAAGGGGAAUAAUCCCAAAGGGUAUUUGCCGAGUCAUUAUGAAAAGGUGCAGAUGUUAUUGUCUGAUAGGUUUUUGGGUUUCUUUAUGGUGCCUACGCAAGGAUCUUGGAAUUAUAAUUUUAUGGGUGUAAGGCACGAUCCUAGUAUGAAGUAUGAAUUGCAGUUGGCUAAUCCAAAAGAAUUUUACCACGAAGUUCACAGACCUGCUCAUUUCCUUAAUUUCUCUUCUUUGGAAGAUGGUGAUGGAGCCGGUGCCGAUAGAGAAGAUGCAUAUGCUUAGAUAAUUUUGUAGAUGUUUGUAAGGAUAUUUUAUCAACUUUGUAAGAAAUAUAUUCAAUGUUUCAAGUUUGCAGACUUUUGGUUUCAUUUCAAUAAUAAUUCUUAUUAGAAUUGAAUAUAUUUUAAUACUGUAUGGGAUAAAUAAGUAUCGAUAGGUAGAUGUAACAAAUAACUACAUAUUACAUGUAAAUAAAUUGUUUUUCAUAUAAUUAAUUACAUUUUGAUAUAAAAUUACAAA